This is a messenger RNA of Xyrauchen texanus (razorback sucker), 1839 nucleotides long. Its product is annotated as arrestin domain-containing protein 3-like. Bases 110 to 1279 code for a protein of 389 amino acids. The transcript has 6 exons. Gene Ontology annotation, biological process: protein transport. Lineage: Eukaryota; Metazoa; Chordata; Actinopteri; Cypriniformes; Catostomidae. Gene Ontology annotation, cellular component: cytoplasm; plasma membrane. The record is from RefSeq and is a predicted model, not a curated record.
AAAGCAUGAACUCUGUCCUGUUUCCUAACUCCUACGUCCUCCUGCGGGAACGGGGCUAUCCUGCUCGAUGUAGUUUCAGUCUCUGAAUGUAAAUAGAAAAAUACGGAAAAUGUCCGAAACCAUCAAAGAGCUCAGUGUUCAUUACGAUCCUAUCAAUGAAACCAAUACUUUCACUAGUGGUGAUAUUGUGGAGGGGCGAAUUGUUUUGGAAGUGACCAAAGAAAUAAAAGUGGACAGAUUAUUUGUGAAGAUUACGGGGGAUGCGAAGGUACACUGGACAGAAAAUUCAGCCGAAGAUGACAGCAGCCACAGCGACCAUGAAAGAUACUUUAAACUAAAGCAAUACUUAAUUCAAGACAGCUCUAAGAAAGAUGGGCAAGUUGUUAAACCAGGAAGCCAUGUUUUUCCAUUUAGAUUUCAACUACCUCAAAAAGCUCUGCCUCCAACUUUUCAAGGAUGUCAUGGCUAUGUGAAGUACAUCAUAGAAGUUAAGCUGAAGAGGUCUUGGAAGAUGACCAGUACUAAAUCAAAGGAAUUAAUAAUUGUGUUAAGAAAUGAAGGGCUCAAUGAUCAUUUACUGCAACCACAAUCUGGCACUAAAUGCAAGAAGUUGAAACUUUUUGCCUCAGGAAAAGCAUCAAUAACUGCAACAACUGACAAAACUGGCUAUAUGCAAGGUGAGACAAUCAGAGUUUUUGCUGAUAUUGACAACUCUUCGUCUCGUGACGUCAAGCUGAAAUACAGCCUCUCACAAAAACAGAUUUUCAUUGCUGGUAGCAGCACUAAUCGUGGAUCCAAAUUAAUUGUCAAAGAGACUAAGCACCUCAUUCCAUCUAGAGACAAGACAAAAUUGAUAAUGGACCUGAAGCUCCCAACUGACAUGGCUGUCUCCAUCGAAAACUGUAGAAUUAUUAAAGUUCAGUACGAACUCAAGAUAUAUCUGGAUGUGCCUUUUGCCUCAGAUCCAGAAAUCAAAUUCCCUGUGGUUAUUCUUCCAGCCGUCCAACAGUGUGCUCCGUGGCUAGGCCCACCUGGAGGAUUCCAGCCAUGUCCCCCACUUCAGCCUAACCUUGUCACCUAUCCACCUGCUGAUGCUGGUGUACUACCUCCUCCUCCACCAGCUACAGGGCUUUACCCCCCUCUGUACAACCCCACAUACUCAGGGCCAGGGGUAAUUGCUCCAAAUGCCAUGUCACCUGGUUUUCAUCUGACUCCAUCUGCACCACCUUUUGAUCCAAAUCAAAGCACUCAAGAGUUCUCUCCUAAUGUGCCUCAUUAGUCUUCUUUGCCAGCCAAACUUCUGAGUAUCACUUAUGCUGCUUCAAUGAUGACUCAUUGGUUUUAUGGACUUUAUGCAUGAAUUCAAGCUCAGUGCUUAUUAUGGUGCCUUGUAAACAUAACACUUUUCAUUACAGGAAAUGUAUAUUUGAUUAGCUUUUCAUUUCCAUUUUUUUAAUUAUUAUAGAUUUUUCUUUUGUGCUAUGUGUCUUUUCAGCUUUAAGUAAAUUCAAAGCAUGAUAACUUGAACCAGGAACCCCUGUCCGUGUACACACAUACAAAAUAAAGUUUCUCUAUAUCUACAGAGGUGCUGAGAGGGAUCAGCCCAGCCCAAGUUUACUUUUCUUUCCAGAACAUUUGAACACAGCCUUCUAGCUAAACUAGAUUUGCAUUUCAUUUUAAAGAAAAGUGUAAGAUAUUUCCAAAGCAACAGUGUAAACUGGCUCACCAAUCAGCACAUCCCAUUUGUAUAAACACAGGGGAACAUUAUCAAUAUAACAAUUGAUCAAAGGUUCUUAUGUAGGCUACCUUUAACUGCACAACAAACAAUAGGUCUGCUAU